Molecule: messenger RNA, 913 nt
Organism: Solanum verrucosum
Lineage: Eukaryota; Viridiplantae; Streptophyta; Magnoliopsida; Solanales; Solanaceae
Product: bidirectional sugar transporter SWEET16-like
Exons: 6
Coding region: 53-766 (237 amino acids)
Biological process (GO): carbohydrate transport
Cellular component (GO): membrane
Molecular function (GO): sugar transmembrane transporter activity
Source: RefSeq, a predicted model, not a curated record
UCUCUUGCACACACAUAUUUCUCCUGCUUCUCCUCAUCCUCAAAGUGUCAAGAUGGAAACUCUUCCUUUCAUCGUUGGAAUCAUAGGCAACAUCAUUUCAGUUCUCAUGUUUCUUGCCCCGGUAGGGACAUUCAGAAGAAUAGUACAGAAUAAAUCAACAGAGGAUUUUGAUAGCCUUCCAUACAUUUGUACAUUGCUUAAUUCAUCUUUGUGGACUUACUAUGGAAUUAUUAAGCCAGGCAGCUACCUUGUCUCUACUGUCAAUGGCUUUGGAGUCAUCGUUGAGACGAUCUACAUUGCUUUGUUCCUCAAAUUUGCUGAUAAAAAAAUGAGAAAAAAUACAGGCAUCCUAGCUGGGAUUCUGAAUGUGGGGAUUUUAGCAACGAUUCUAUUAUUGGCGCAGUUCAUUUUACAUGGAGAGAUGAGAAUUAACGUUAUUGGUUUCCUGUCCACAUGUUUAAACAUCAUCAUGUAUAGCUCCCCUCUUGGUGUUAUGAAAACAGUGGUGAGAAGUAAGAGUGUUGAGUUUAUGCCAUUUCUUCUCUCAUUUUUCUUUUUCUUAAAUGGUGGCGUUUGGACAUUGUACGCCCUGCUUGUGAGUGAUUGGUUUCUUGGGGUACCAAAUGGAAUUGGAUGGUUUCUUGGAGCAGUGCAGCUGGUUAUAUAUGUAAUUUACCGCAGCCCUAAUUCAUCUGUGGAAGAUUUAGAACAAGGAGACCAAACGGAACGCUUGCUGCCACCUUCUUCCACCCCAACACUACAGUAAAUAUAUACACCCAACACAAUAAGUACUAUUUGUUUGUUAUUUCAUUUUAAUCUGCUGCGAGUAUUAGUGUGACGGUCUAUGUUGUUCAAAUUCUUCUAAAAAAAUCUAUGAAUGCGUGUUGAAUCCUCUAAAAAUAGUGUUUUUGAA